AUGUCGUCCGGUAGUCGCUACUGUUGUACGAAGUGUACAAUAAAAGUUCCAAGUAAAGAUUUGUUGUCAUGCACUUGUUGCAAGACUUUUGUUCACAAUAAUUGUGAAACUAACGAUGAUAUUCUUGAAAUUUUGAGAAGUGUUAAAGGUUUAAAAUGGUUUUGUCAACGUUGUGUUGAUUUGUCUCAAGAUGUUAGUUCUUUGGCUAAGUCAAUGGAUGCGUCUAAAAAUAAAUUUGUUGCUCAACUAAAUGAAAUAAAUGAUAGUAACAGAAAAAUAAAACUUGACGUUGAUAGCAUAAAAAUGGUUGUUGACCAUAACCAAUCUAAACUUGACGAACUUGAUCGUUUCGAUACUGUUUUACGCGAGGAAAUUAAAAUGUCUAAAAACGAAAUAAAAGAAACAUUUUCUAGCAUUGUCAGCAAGGAAGUUAAAUUGAAUGUUGAACACUUGACAGGAGAUGUUUCAGAAAAAAAUGUAAUCAAAAUAAUGAGACUGGGAAGGAAAUGCGAAACUGUUGUUAGACCCAUUUUGAUAAAGUUGGAUUGCGUUUUACUCAGAGACUCAAUAAUGAAAAAUGUAUAUAAAUUCAAGUCGUUAAAAGAAUUUUCACAUGUUGGACUGAACUAUGAUUUAACAAAGGAUCAGAGGCAGGAAUACAAAUCAUUUGUUGAUAAAGCUAAAGUUAUGGAGCGAGAAGAAAACAAUCAAAAUUUUUGUUCAGAGUGA
Molecule: messenger RNA, 729 nt
Organism: Helobdella robusta
Lineage: Eukaryota; Metazoa; Annelida; Clitellata; Rhynchobdellida; Glossiphoniidae
Exons: 2
Coding region: 1-729 (242 amino acids)
Source: RefSeq, a predicted model, not a curated record